CGCAGUCUAGCUUCCUGUCUCUGUGUGUGAGUGUGUUUGUGUGACUACAGUGUGUGUACAAUCUGAUGUCAGACCAGAAUUCAUCUCAGCACUGAACACAUCUCAGCACUGAACACAUCUCAGCGACCAAUCAGCUGUGACGGAAGCGCUACAAGGUAUAAAAGCAGAGUCUUUACACUGAUGAUCAACACAAGCAUCUUAAUAAUCAACAAGUGACAUUCGACGAUUUCUUUGCAGCGAUCAAAAUGAAGGAUUUUUGGGGCCGUCUUUCCAUGCUCAUAGUUUUGUUCAUCUCAACAACAGGGGCUGUGGAUGCAGUGAACGUUGUGGCGUAUGGUCAGGUGGGAGGACAGAUCACUCUCAGGACAGAGUCUGAAAGCGAUUUAUACGUGGACUGGUACUCAGACGGACAAGAAGUAAUAUCUAAAAACAUUUAUGGUGUUGAGAAAAAAAGUGACAAGUGGAAAGGCCGUGUGUCGCUGUCUAAAAACUCCCUGAUCAUCUCACAACUCAGAUCGGAGGACUUCAACAAAUCAUUCAACUGUGAACUGAGGAUGGGGAACACGCUCAGAUCCUCAACCACAUACUCUCUCCGCACCAUGAGUGUGCAGCCGCCCCCCUCGUCCCUUUUGGCUGGGGAGACCCUCUCUCUACGCUGUGAUCUGCAGGGUCCUGACAAGCGGCAAGUGAAAUGGCUGGGUCCCCAGAAAAGAGACCUGUCAAAGGACAACAGGGUCCAGGUACCCAAUGGGAUCAGUCUGACUGUGAGCAACGUCAGUGGAAAGGACCAUGGGCAGUGGCUCUGUGAGGUCACAUCUGACAACCAGCAGUACGUUGCUAACGCCUGGGUAGUGGUGGUGGAUCUCUCCCCUGCACCAAAACAGCCUAUCUACACCUCUACCUCCUCCCUCUCACCCCUCAUCCCCUGCUCAAUCCCGUUUAACGUGUCCAUGCUUAAGGAGAAAGGCAUCAAGGGAGCCUACUGGAGUUUCACCCCGGGCCGAGCCUCAGGCCUCCCCUCAGGGGAGCCGAAGAAGCUCCUUGCCCUGGGGCCCCCUCCAACCUGGGAGUCUCUCCUGAAGAGUGAUAAAAAACUCCCAGUACUCCAACCUCCGCAGAAGAACAACUUCGACUUCUCCCUCCAGUGGAGCGGGGUGACCGAGGGCGACAGGGGCGAGUACACCUGUGCUCUGGAAUUCAAAGGCGACAAAACACUGAAGAGGGUGAUACAUUUGGAGGUCCUGCAAGUUAUAUCCUCUCGUGGACCACAGCUUCUGAUUGGUCAGGAUGUUAACCUCACUUGCAGCCUGGGCCGUCCCAUGGCCGCUGAUCUGAGCGUCAAGUGGAUCCGUCCGACGCAAAGAGGAAGCCAAACCUCCUCGCGUUCUCAGAGCCCCGCCCUCAACUCCACCCACCUCACCAUCCAGGAAGUGGGCAGUGGCGACCGCGGCAGAUGGAAAUGCGAGCUGUGGAGGAAGGAGGAGAAGCUGACGACAGCAGAGAUCACACUGAAGAUCGAGCGAGCCCCCAUGGACGUGUGGCUGCUGGUGACGAUCUGUGCUGCCACUGUCAUCUUCAUCCUCCUCCUCAUCCUCACCGUCAUCCUGUUUCGGCGGCGGCAACAGCGAGGGACGAUGCCAAGGCGAAGGAAGCACAAAUUCUGCCGCUGCAAAGAGCCGAAGCCCAAGGGAUUCUACAGGACCUAGAGCAUCUAACAGAGAUUCUAGAACACCACCACAAAGAAACAAUUGUUUUGAUUCUGAUACAGGCCGAAGCCCAAGGGAUUCUACAGGACCUAGAGCGUCUAACAGAGAUUCUAGAACACCACCACAAAGGAACAAUUGCUCACAAACUCAGGAUGACAUUGCCAUCAGGUCUACACGUGUGAAAUACGUUUUUAAUGAAAAAGAGGUCAAGAGAGAGAAAAUAGAACGGAUAUGGAUGUUUGGGGAUGAAUUAUUCACGAGAGAAUACUAUCUAAAUCAACUGGACAUACAGUUUGUAUAUAUUCUUGUUCUACUGAUUUUAUUGAAUUGCAUGUAAUUUCAUUUUGCAGUCUUUGUGGUGUUUUCACAGGGAUUACCAAGGGUUUUAUGCUACAAGCUUUAAUUUAAUCAUAAAUUAAAAUGGUCGCCUGCUGAGUUGCAAAACCCAUCAAUUUUUAACACAGUUUUUCCCUCUGGCUUUGAAUAAUGCCAAAAAGACACACAAAAAACAAUGUUUUUGUGCUUUUUACCUUAUAUUCAUAGAAGUAUAUGUGUUGUGGCAACCCUGGAGCCUGGGGUCAGGUGAUCAACCCUGGAGCCUGGGGUCAGGUGAUCCAACCCUGGAGCCUGGGGUCAGGUGAUCCAACCCUGGAGCCUGGGGUCAGGUGAUCCAACCCUGGAGCCUGUGCUUUUUACCUUAUAAUCAUAGAAGUAUAUGUGUUGUGGCAACCCUGGAGCCUGGGGUCAGGUGAUCAAGGGGAAGUAUCCCAGAUUCCCGCUCCCUGGCCGGGUCAAAGCCUGUGAGCUCCACAGUUACCGCAGCGUAUAUAUACAUAUACAUACAUAUCCAAGGAUGUAUAUAUGUACAUAUCAGUGUAUCCGUAUAGAACUUAUAUACCCUAUUACAUCUUUUUAUAUUUUGCCACAUAAAAUAAACACGUGAAGAACAUAUUACCGACUGUGCCUUCAUGACCUCAAAUGAGAAAAGAAAGCAAGCAGUGUAAGAGUUCAAAAGGUUAUUUGAUUUAGUUCCGAAAACAAACCAGGCCUGACGACAGAAAUAAUGGCAAUGUGGGCAAACAACACAGACGAACAUAUUCCACACCAUUGAGAUUAUGUCUGUAAACUUUCGAAUAUUGUGUAACAGUUACUGUAAGUAGUGCACACCAGUAGGGGUGAGAACACCAUGGUGAGACAGGCACAGUAGCUCUGGGGUUCCUCCCGAGUCAGUGGUGCUGGGAACAGCUUGGCUCCAUGGGCUUGGAUGGACGCCAUCUGACAGAUGUGAAGCAUCCGAGCCUCCAGGACGAGUCGGCAAGGUCUGGUGUUGCUAGGCUGAACAUAUUAUUCAGCUCGGAGUGUGGUUAUGUAGUGAGGGGAAUGGAAAGUACAGAUUUCAGAAACAUACUGAAUCAGAGACAGGAGGCUGGAAUGGGAAGCUGUGUGAGCAAAU
This is a messenger RNA of Osmerus eperlanus (European smelt), 3159 nucleotides long. RefSeq names its product T-cell surface glycoprotein CD4-like. Bases 246 to 1706 code for a protein of 486 amino acids. NCBI's taxonomy places the organism in Eukaryota, Metazoa, Chordata, Actinopteri, Osmeriformes, Osmeridae. The transcript is spliced from 11 exons. The record is from RefSeq and is a predicted model, not a curated record.